AUGCGGACAGUGAGAUUGAGCUCCGCGGCUUUGGCCGUGGCCAGUCUCUGCCAACAAGCAUUCGCGAAGCUCGAUGCCGUAGACAGCAACGGAUUCCUCAUCCUCGAGAAUGAGCGUCUGCAUACGGCAGUAGACAAGAGCACUGGAAGAAUGAGCAACCUCACUCUCGACGGUGUCAAUUUGCUCGGUACAAAGUCAGGUUCAACAGGCCAGGGCCCAUACCUCGACUGCUACUGCAUCCCCUCUGGCUUCUGGACGCCCGGCAAGACGCAGGCCACGUUCGAGCUCUAUUCGGGGACUGACACGACAGGGGCCAAAUACGGCGGUAUCAAGAUGUCCGACACGUACACGCCUACGGGGCAGGUUCUUGAGCAGUACUGGUUCCUGAAGGAGGGCGAGACGGGACUGCACGUCUUCAGUCGACUCGCGUAUCACAACGCAACGCAUCCGUUCCUGAGGAACCUGCAGGAGUUCCGGACCUUGUUCAGGCCCAACACGCCGAUGUGGACGCAUCUGCUCACCAACGAGAGGCAGUACGCUCCUCUGCCUGGCGCUGCAGCUAAGAAAGCGCAAGUUGUUGUCCAGGACGCUACCUGGUACUUGGGCAACACUCCUGAUGACCCGUACGUCCAGCAGGAGUCGGACUACUUCACCAAGUAUACCUUCCAAGACACUUGGAGAGAUCACAAUGUGCAUGGCUUAUACGCCGACGGAUCCCAGACCUCAGACAAGUCGACUUGGGGGGCAUGGCUGGUCAUGAACACCAAGGACACCUACUUCGGUGGCCCGCUGCACUCUGAUCUCACUGUUGAUGGUAUCGUGUAUGACUACAUCGUCUCCAACCACCAUGGAGACCAGACGCCCAACAUCACAGAUGGCUUUGACAGGACUUUCGGCCCAUCGUAUUACUACUUCAACCACUUCCCUCCGGAGACGCCCAUGAUGACCCUCCACGACGAUGCCGCCAAGUACGCCGACCCGACCUGGAACGCCGACUUUUACGACAGCAUCGCCCAGCACGUCCCCAACUACGUGCCCUCUUCCGGCCGCACGACCUGGAAGCUGCACGUCGACCUGCCCGCCAACGCGAAGCGGCCCCUCGCCGUCCUGGCCCAGAACGGCGUCGACUUCCAGGACAACGUCCUCGACACCAAGGCCCUGCAGUACUGGGCCGACAUCGACGCCGACGGGUACGCCACGAUCCCGCGCGUCGCCGCGGGCACCUACCGCCUGACCAUCUACGCCGACGGCGUCUUUGGGCAGUACGUCAAGGACGACGUGCGGAUCGUCGCGGGGGAGGUGCACACGACGCACGCGCGGUGGCGCGAGGAGAGCGCCGGCGCCGAGAUCUUCCGCAUCGGCACCCCGGACAAGUCGAGCGGCGAGUUCCGCCACGGGUACGCGCCCGACGAGUCCAAGCCGCUGCGGCCGGAGCAGUACCGCAUCUACUGGGCCGCGUACGACUACCCGACCGACUUCCCGCACGGCGUGACCUUCAGGGUCGGCGAGAGCAAGGAGGCCGUGGACAUGAACUACGUGCACUGGAGCGUGUUUGGCGGCAAGGGCAACUCGGUGCGGCCGGAGCCGUUCUACGGCCAGGGCGAGGUCAACAACUGGACCCUCGUCUUUGACGUCGAGGAGGCGCAGGUGAGAAGGAAACGCAAGGCCACGUUCACGGUGCAGUUGGCGGGCGUCAAGACUGCUGCUGGCAACACGGACGUGUACAACGCGAGCGAGCCGUACUCCAACCUUGACUACAUUGUCAAUGUCAACGGUCAGGACUUGGAGCCGUGGACUAUUCCGUAUUACCAAUCCUCUUCGUGCGCCGUACGCUCGGCAGUCAUCUGCUACAAUGUGGCCAACAAGUUCACCUUUGACCCAAAACUACUGAAACCUGGCGAGAACAAAAUCAUCUUGAGCUUGCCCUACAAGGCCACAGACUACGAAAGUGCCGUUCUGACCGAGACUGUGUACGUGCAGUAUGAUGCACUGAGGCUGGAGAUCCAAUGA
Messenger RNA from Thyridium curvatum, 2010 nucleotides. RefSeq lists its product as uncharacterized. Gene Ontology annotation, biological process: carbohydrate metabolic process. The record is from RefSeq and is a predicted model, not a curated record. The coding region runs from base 1 to 2010 and encodes 669 amino acids. Gene Ontology annotation, molecular function: catalytic activity; carbohydrate binding. Lineage: Eukaryota; Fungi; Ascomycota; Sordariomycetes; Thyridiales; Thyridiaceae. The transcript has 5 exons.